CCCGGCGCGAAGCAUCUUCUUUCAUCCUCCCUGCUUCCGCAGGGCUGCUCUGGCCGGCUAUGGCUGUGCACGCCCGGGCCGAGGCGGCGGCGCGGGAGCGGAGGCGCUACCGGGAGCUGCAAAGGCAAAGCCGGAUCUUUGAUGCCCGAGUCAGGACUAUCGGGAUUGACAAGGAAGCUCUGGACACCCAAGUAAAAGACAAGAAGAUUCAAGAAGCAGUCCAGAAGGCCCGUGAUGAUUCCAUUGCUGCAGAAAUGAAACAAAAUGAUAAGAUCCUCUGUCUGUUAGACCAACGAAAGGAAAGAGAUGCCCAGAUUCUAAACAAAGCUGUCAACGAAUUUCGUCAAAAUUAUCAGAAGCCAGAAACGGUGCGUGAAUAUGACCUCUUUGACCCACAACACCUGCAGAAGGAUACUGCUGCUCAGCUUGCUGACAAUGAUCCACGCUGUACCAUAUCCAGCUUGCAGAAGUUCAUGGGAGAAGAUUUAAACAGUAAGGAUAGGUGGAAGUUCCAGCAAGAGCAAACCAGAGAAUGGCUUUUGCAGCAAGAAGAAGAAAAGCAGAAAGCCCUUGCAGACAAAAAAUAUGCAGAUGAACUCUAUAAGCAGCAGAGACUGGAGCUUGAUGAAAAGGCUAUGAAUCUCCAAAGAGCAGAUGAGGAAACCAGACGAGCAAUUUGUAUCACUACCACAGAAUUCAAUAAAGCCCUGGCUGCUGAGUCUGAGCGUAAGAGAAGACUCGAAAAACAGCAAGAAGAAGAAGCAAAAGAGAGGGAGAUUAUGAGCCAACUUCAGGGGGAUCUGCUGACUGAAAACCCGCAGCAAGCCGUCAGCUCCUUUGGACCAAAUGGUAUCAUCACGGAUCGAUGGAAAGGAAUGAGCCAAGCUCAGCUGAAAGAAAUCCAGGAUAUUCAACUGCAACAAGUGCUGGAGAAGCUGAGGUUAGAUGAAGAGGAACACCAGAAAAACAUAGAAUGGGACCGAAAGCGGAUUCAGGAGGCCAGAGCCGAAUUGCUCUAUGAGCGUCAUCAGCAACGUCAGAAUCGGGACCUGCGGAGAGCAUUAGAUAAUUUUAACACACAGCUGUCCCAGGAGCAGAAAAAUAAACAAGCAUAUUUGAAUGAAGAAGUAUAUACAAAUUUUCCUUCUGGCCAGUAUUACUCACAGUUUAACACAAUUAGCCGAUGAUGUUGGAGCCGAUAUUCACUCUCAUACAGAUGUGUAGGUUAUAUGUUUAUACAAAUAAUUCUACUUUCUUCACAUAUAUA
Protobothrops mucrosquamatus (brown spotted pit viper) is the source of this 1267-nucleotide messenger RNA. RefSeq names its product RIB43A domain with coiled-coils 2 (gene RIBC2). The transcript is spliced from 7 exons. The coding region runs from base 60 to 1187 and encodes 375 amino acids. Lineage: Eukaryota; Metazoa; Chordata; Lepidosauria; Squamata; Viperidae. The record is from RefSeq and is a predicted model, not a curated record.